CACGCCGACUUUCCGUGACACAAUCACGCAAGAUUUAUCGCUAACAAAACUCGUAACACUAGUGGAGGCAAAAAAAUCGCAGCACGAGAAAAAAAAAGAAAAGAAAAUCCCCACCACCACAUCCUGGUCUAGGGUUUGCGCCAUCCCGAAGCAUCCGCUCGCCGCCGGACGCCGGCCACCGCUACCGCCAUGGGCUCCGGCGACGACGAGCGCUCCACCUCAAAGCACCACCACCGCGACAAGGACAAGGACCGCGACCGCUCCUCGUCUCGCCACCACCGCGACAAGGAGCGCGACCGCGACCGCGAGCGCGAGCGCUCCUCCUCGCGCCACCACCGCGACGACGGCGACCGGGACCGGGACCGGGACCGCCACCACCGCGACAAGGAGCGGGAUCGAGAGGAGCGGAAGGAGCGGGAGCGGGAGGAGCGGAAGGCGCGGGAACGGGAGGAGCGGGAGAGGGAGAAGGAGAAGGAGAAAGAGAAGGAGCGGGCGCGGCGGCGCGAGGAGAGGGACCGCGAGGAGCGGGAGAGGUCGAGGCGGCGCGGGGAUGCGGAUGGCGAGGAGGACGACGACCGGGACCGCAAGCGCCGCCGCCGGUCCUCGCACCACCACCACCACCACCGGGACCCGGAGCCGGCGUCCCGGGAGGAGGAGGAGGUGGACGCCGAGGAGGCGGAGCGCCGGCGCCAGCGGAAGAAAGAGGAGGACAUGGAGGCCGAGCAGCAGCGCCUCGACGACGAGAUGGAGCGCCGGCGCCGCCGCGUCAAGGAGUGGCAGGAGAAGCGCCGCGAGCAGCAGCAGCAGCAAGAUGGCGGUGGAGCUGGUGGCGCUUCUGCUGCAGCGGCGGCUGAGGCUGAUGGCGUCAAGGUGGCGGGGAAGAAGUGGACCUUGGAUGGUGAGGAGUCUGAUGAGGAAGGUGACAAGGAGGAUGGCAAGAAGGAUGAGGAGAAUGGCGGCGCUGGUGACAUGGAUGUGGAUUUGCCCAAUGGGGAUGGCGAUGCCAACGGUGGUGCUGGGAUGGAGGAGGACGAAAUUGAUCCGCUUGAUGCCUUCAUGAACUCUAUGGUGUUGCCAGAGGUUGCCAAACUGGAGAGUGCUGCAGCAGCAAUGGACACCACCGCGCCUGGUGCAGGUGCAGAUGACAAGAAUGGUAAGAGCUCAAAGGAUGUCGUUAGUAAUGGGGAUAAGAAAGGGUCAAGGAAGGCGAUAGGGAGAAUUAUGCAAGGGGAUGAUUCAGAAUCAGACUAUGAUGACGCUGAUGAUGAUGGGGCUGGAGAGGAUGAUGAGGAUGAUGAGGAAUUCAUAAAGCGCGUCAAGAAGACGAAGGCCGAGAAGUUGGCAAUUGUUGACCAUUCUAAGAUUGACUACCAACCAUUCCGGAAGAAUUUCUAUAUUGAGGUGAAGGACAUCUCCAAGAUGACAUCCGAGGAAGUGGUAGAGUACCGGAAGCACUUGGAGCUCAAGGUGCAUGGGAAAGACGUGCCCAAGCCAAUAAAGACAUGGGUGCAGAGUGGGCUGACAAGCAAGCUCCUUGACACCAUCAAGAAGCUUGGUUUUGAGAAACCGAUGCCUAUACAGACACAGGCUUUACCGAUCAUAAUGAGUGGGCGUGAUUGUAUAGGCAUCGCAAAAACUGGAUCUGGCAAGACUCUAGCAUUUGUCCUCCCAAUGCUGAGGCAUGUUAAAGAUCAGCCCCCUGUUGUCCCUGGAGAUGGCCCUAUUGGUCUCAUUAUGGCUCCUACUAGAGAGCUUGUGGUGCAGAUACAUUCAGACAUUAAAAAGUUCUCUAAGGUGCUUGGCAUCAACUGUGUUGCAAUCUAUGGAGGUUCGGGAGUUGCGCAGCAGAUCAGUGAAUUGAAGAGGGGUGCCGAAAUUGUUGUUUGCACGCCGGGAAGGAUGAUUGAUAUCCUUUGCACUAGCAGUGGAAAAAUAACUAACCUUAGGAGAGUGACUUUCUUGGUGAUGGAUGAAGCUGAUAGGAUGUUUGACAUGGGUUUUGAGCCUCAGAUUACUCGUAUAGUCCAGAAUACCCGGCCAGAUAGGCAGACAGUACUUUUCUCUGCCACAUUUCCACGUCAAGUGGAGAUACUGGCACGCAAGGUGCUUACUAAGCCUGUUGAAAUUCAAGUGGGUGGGAGGAGUGUCGUGAACAAAGAUAUCACACAACUGGUUGAGGUGCGGCCAGACACUGAGAGGUUCUUCAGGCUGUUAGAGUUGCUUGGUGAAUGGUAUGUUAAGGGGAAAAUCCUUGUUUUUGUUCACUCACAAGAUAAAUGUGAUUCUCUACUCAAAGACUUGUUCCAGCAUGGGUAUCCAUGUCUGUCCCUUCAUGGCGGCAAAGACCAGACUGACCGUGAAUCAACUAUUGCUGAUUUCAAGAGCAACGUCUGCAGCUUGCUGAUUGCUACUAGCGUUGCUGCUAGAGGUUUAGAUGUAAAAGAACUUGAACUGGUUGUCAAUUAUGAUGUCCCUAACCAUUAUGAGGACUAUGUCCAUCGGGUUGGUAGAACAGGGCGUGCUGGUAGAAAGGGCUUUGCCGUGACUUUUAUUUCUGAGGAGGAGGAGCGAUAUGCACCAGACCUUGUUAAGGCUCUGGAACUCUCUGAGCAGGCUGUUCCACAGGACCUAAAAGCCCUGGCUGAUAGAUUUAUGGCUAAGGUGAAACAGGGAACAGAGCAGGCCCAUGGUACAGGCUAUGGUGGUAGUGGUUUCAAGUUUAAUGAGGAAGAGGAUGAAGCACGGAAGACUGCAAAGAAGGCUCAGGCAAGGGAAUAUGGUUAUGAAGAGGACAAGUCAGAUUCAGAUUCUGAUGAGGAAGGGGGAGUGCGUAAGGCAGGAGGUGACCUAGCAGCACAAGCUAUUGCCAAUGCUCAUGCAGCAGCUGCUUUGGUUGCAAACAAGGCUGCUAAUAAUGUUAAUCAGCAAAUACCAGGAUCUGCGACAGUCCCCUUGAUUCCUUUACUCGCAGCAACAAACCAACAAAAUGAUGAGGCCACUGCUCGGGCACUUCAGGCUGCAAUGAACUUACAACAAAAUCUGGCUAGGAUACAGGCCCAUGCGGUUCCAGAACACUAUGAGGCUGAACUUGAGAUUAAUGAUUUCCCACAGAAUGCCCGUUGGAGGAUCACUCACAAAGAGACACUGGCCCCUAUUCAGGACUGGACUGGUGCUGCUAUCACUACAAGGGGAACAUAUAUUCCUCAAGGAAAAAUUGUUGGUGCAAAUGAGCGCAAGCUCUACCUGUUUAUUGAGGGCCCGACGGAGUCGUCUGUGAAGAAGGCAAAAGCAGAAUUGAAACGUGUCCUUGAGGAUUGUGCCAACCAGGCACUUAAUCUUCCUGGAUCUGCUCAAACUGGAAAAUAUUCUGUUAUUUGAGUUGCAGAGUAUAUAACAAAUUUGACAGAGUAUUUUUUAGAAGCUUAUGAUUGUUUGCACACUGCAAAGCCAUCGGUGGAUUGCUAGAUGCACUUGCUGUCGGAGACUUUUAUUUUAUUUGAUACUAUUUUAUAAGGCAGCUAUGGUUACUUAAUGUCACAUGAUUAUUAUGAAAUUGUCGGGGUAUUUUGGCAAUUUCUACUGAUGAGUUUUCAUUGCCUUUGGACAGAAGGCUUAGAACACUGGCGGUGACCAAGUGCUAUAAUGCGAAGGAGAAGGCGGCCAGCUUUCUGGUGCGGUUUUGAAAGUGCUGGUUGUGUUAUGACACCUUGAAAACUGAUCUUAUUAUUUGCUUGUUUAUGGAUAAUGUUCCCUUUUUAUGAGAGGCAAUACAAAGUUUGUGUGACUAUGGUCUAAUUAAUCCAGGUGUACGUAUUGAUUUGCCUAUUGGGAAGCUGAGAAGCUAUAGUUUUCUCUGUUGGUUUGGUCCUAUUUACCCUUCAUUAUUUGUGUGCUCUGUUUAGCGUUUUUUAUCUGUUUAAAAAGGUGCAGUGAUGUUCUUGUUUUGGUCUUCAGAUGCACUGUUCUUACUGUUGCAAGCGGAGGGCACCUUAGGUAUGUCUAUGAGCUGCAGCUGGUCUUGGUGGUGGCUGAGGUGGCCAAACUUCUUGCUCAUAUGUGUUUCCAUGCUGUAACUUUCCUUUUCGAUCUUAUCGUAUGAAAAGGGGUGCUUCUUAGGAAAAAUAGAGGAACUGGUAAGAUUUGGCUUGGUUUCCCGAAACUUAAGAAAAUGUGGAAUUGUGCAUGACCAUGGGGCAGAUUUACCUUUC
Molecule: messenger RNA, 4208 nt
Organism: Sorghum bicolor (sorghum)
Lineage: Eukaryota; Viridiplantae; Streptophyta; Magnoliopsida; Poales; Poaceae
Product: DEAD-box ATP-dependent RNA helicase 42
Exons: 2
Coding region: 190-3378 (1062 amino acids)
Biological process (GO): mRNA splicing, via spliceosome
Cellular component (GO): nucleus
Molecular function (GO): RNA helicase activity; nucleic acid binding; ATP binding
Source: RefSeq, a predicted model, not a curated record